GAUAAGCGAUCAAUGAGUUCAAUACAAAUGCUAUGUAUUGUAAACAUUCAUGAAAUACAUUAUCAAUGAUUUGCCGCCAAAACUACAUAUGAUUUGAGUCAACAAUAAGUGACAACAAAUGUUAAGCCGAUUUGUGUGACCAUUCGGGACAUCACUUUGUGUGGACAAAAGCAGUCGGUAUUUGUCGCACACAAUGCAUAUUAAGUCAAUAGUGUUGGACGGCUUCAAGUCGUAUGGCGUCCGCACAGAGAUCGACGGCUUUGACAACUUAUUUAACGCCAUCACUGGUCUGAACGGUUCGGGAAAGUCCAAUAUUUUGGACGCCAUAUGUUUUGUGCUCGGGUUGUCCAAAAUGGAGUUGGCCAGAUGUACCAAUUUGCGGGAACUCAUCUAUAAGAAUGGUCAGGCAAAUGUGACCAAAGCUAUCGUUACCAUCACUUUUGAUAACAAAGACAAAAAUCAAAGUCCUAUUGGUUUUCAACAAUACGACGAAAUUGUCAUCAGAAGAGAGGUCAAUGUCAACAGUCGGUCCAAGUAUUGGAUUAAUGGUUUCAGUGCCAACAAUCAACAGGUGUCGGAUCUGUUUCAUUCAGUGUCCCUCAACAUCCAUAAUCCACACUUCCUUAUAAUGCAGGGACGCAUCACUAAAGUUCUUAAUAUGAAACCAAAUGAGAUCCUAUCGAUGGUCGAGGAAGCGACUGGUGUUAGUAUGUAUGAGGCGAAGAAAAAGUCAACGCAGACUAUGAUUGAAAAGAAAGAUUCAGCGCUUCGAGUGAUCGACGCUUUAAUCAAUGAGACAAUUGUUCCCAAAUUGGAUCAGUUAAAGAAAGAACAAACGGGUUUAAUAGAGUUUCAGAGGAUAAGCGCAGAAGUAGAGGCACUGACCAAAGUCUUAAUUGCCUAUCAAUUCAUGAAACAUAACGAAACUACACAAAAGGCAUCCGCAAAGAUUGAUGACAAGAAUAACGAGAUUAAUGAUAAUCAAAGACUUAUAGAGCAAACUGAAGAAGAAGCCAAAUGUAUUGAAGACAACAUUAGAUCAAUUGAGAGAAAAAAAGAUGAAGAAUUAGGUGGAAAAUUGAAUCAAUUGGAGGAACAAUUAAAAACUGAACAAUUGUCUGAAGCAAAACAAAUGGGAGAAUUGAAUCUUGCAGUCGAAGAACUUAAGGAUAAGGAAAAGAAAGAAUUACAACUCUCCAAAAACUUAGAGAGCGAUCGCAAGAUAACGACGUCUAAAGAAAAACAAUUGAAUUCUUGUAACGAAAAACUUGAAAAACUCAAAGCAGACGCUCAAGAAAAAGAAGAGAAAUUGAAAAAAGCUGAAAAAGAUUUUGAAGAUAUUAGUGCCGGUAAAUCACGCGCUCAAGAAGGAGAAGCAGCGGCUACUUUGGCCGACCAAUUGAUGACAGCAGAGAAAGAAGUGUCAACUGCUAGUGUGGACUUUAAAAAGGCUGAAAUGAAAAUAAAACACAUGAAGAAUGAUUUGAUUAAAAAAGAAAAAGAAGUAAAUAAUGUUAAAAACACUUACGAUAAGGAUAUGAAAGAAAUAAAUUCACGAAACAGUGAAGUCAACAAAUUGAAGGCCAAUCUCAAUAGCAUUGGAUUUGAUGAGAAUAAACAUUCAGAAUUAAAAACACAAAUAAAUCAAUUGAAACAUCAAAUCGACGGAUUGUCCAAUGAAUUAACAAAUUCUGAAUCACGUAUUAAUGGACUUCGUUUGGAGUAUAAGGAUCCGCACCCGAACUUUAAUCGCGAUAAUGUUAUCGGUGUGGCCUGUAAUCUGUUUUCUAUUAAUAAUAUGGACUAUUCAUUGGCAGUGGAAAAGGCCGCCGGAAACAAACUAUUCAAUGUUGUGGUCAGAGAUAGUCAAACGGCAAAAGCAAUUCUCGAAAGAGGACAACUCAGAGAUAGAAAAACUUUUAUACCACUCGACAGAAUUAGAGGUAUAAAUAUUGAUCCAAAAGUACUAAAGAAAGCACAAGAUUUGGUCGGUCGCGAUAAUGUUAACUAUGCUAUCAAUUAUAUAAACUAUGAUCAAAGUCUUCAUGAGACUAUGAAAUAUAUUUUUGGUGACACAUUAAUUGUUCCCAAUAUGGAAGUCGCCAAAAGAGUCUGUUAUGCUCCAGGAGUCAAAAAAGUGACCGUCACUUAUGAUGGCGAAGUGUUUGAUCCAAGCGGUACUCUUUCUGGUGGUUCUGUAGCUCACGGAACGCAAUUGUUGACAAAAAUUGCUGAAAUUAAUAACAAAAAGAGAACUAUAGAAGAAAUGAAGAAUAAUUAUUAUGAAAGUGAAAGAGAAUUUCGAGAAAUAGACAAAAACUUGAAAAAAUAUACAGAACUUAAACAGAAUUAUGAACUAAAAGCCCUCGAAGCAGAUCUCAUUCAGAAAAGGUUACAACAGGGAAGUAGUGCUCAUAUAAUAAUGCAAGAAAUUGAAGAGUUGAAGACAAACUUGAUUAAUGAACAACAGAUAUUAAAAGAUAGUGAAGAUAUUAUGAAGAAUUCAACAAAACGUGUCAAUGAUUUGAAACUAAAACUUAAAGAUUCAAAAUCUAUUCGCGAGAGGGAACACAAAGAAUCCGAACAAAACUUGAAAAUUGCUCGAAAUUUGGCCGAAAAGGCGCAUAAAUUGUUGACCGAAGAUCAACAAAAAGUGGAAUUGUUUCAAAUGGAAAUCGAAGACCUAUCAAAACAAAUGAAUUCAUACGAACAACAACUCAAUCAAUACAAUACUGAGAUUGAGGACAAACGUUCAGAAGUAGAAGUACUUCAACAACGAGUUAAUGAUGUGAAACAAAGAGUUGAGACAAACAGUUCGCAACUUAAAGAACAUAAAAGAAAACUGAAAUCACAUUCCGAUGAAAUCUCAAAAAUGCAGAAACAAAGAGAAACUGUUCUCAAACGCGCACAGGAAUGUCAACUCAAGAUCAAAGAAAUCCAGUUUGAUAUCCAAAAGAUUAAUAAAGACUCUAAAGAAUCGGCACAGACUGUCAAACAUAUGAUCAAAAAGUAUCAAUGGAUUGAUGAAGAAAAGCAUCUGUUUGGUGAUGAAAGUGCUGGUUAUGGGUUCAAUCAUUUUAAUCAUAACGAAUCCAACCGACGAUUAGAAAGAUUGAAAUCAGAGAAGUCAUCAAUGGCUAAGACUGUUAAUAUGAGGGCUAAUAUUAUGUUAAGCGAUAAAGAAAAAGAAUCGUUAGAAUUAUCGCGAAGAAGAGAAAUUGUGUCAACAGAUAAAAGCAAAUUAAUUAAAUAUAUGCAAGAAGUGGACCAAAAGAAAAAGGACGCACUUUUAGAGGCACACAAAAAGAUUAAUAUUGACUUUGAAUCCAUUUUUUCUACGUUUUUGCCUAAUUCUGUGGCACAACUUGUAGCACCUGAUGGUAAAGCUGUGACCGAUGGACUUGAAGUUAAAGUUGCUUUCGGUAAUGUCUGGAAAGAAUCGUUAACUGAACUGAGUGGUGGUCAGAGGUCAUUGGUUGCUCUGUCACUGAUAUUAGCUUUACUUAAGUUCAAUCCGGCGCCGCUCUAUAUUCUUGAUGAAGUGGACGCAGCAUUGGAUCAAAGCCACACACAGAACACCGGUAUUAUGAUUAGGAAACACUUCAGAAACUCACAGUUUGUAAUCGUCUCACUAAAAGACGAUAUGUUUAACAACGCGAAUGUACUCUUCAAGACUAAGUUUGUCGACGGUAUGUCUCACGUGACACGACUUACAAGAAAUAAAUAA
Oppia nitens is the source of this 3727-nucleotide messenger RNA. It is a transcript of the gene SMC2, whose product is annotated as structural maintenance of chromosomes protein 2-like. Gene Ontology annotation, molecular function: protein binding; ATP hydrolysis activity; ATP binding. The record is from RefSeq and is a predicted model, not a curated record. NCBI's taxonomy places the organism in Eukaryota, Metazoa, Arthropoda, Arachnida, Sarcoptiformes, Oppiidae. The coding region runs from base 194 to 3727 and encodes 1177 amino acids. Gene Ontology annotation, biological process: chromosome organization. Gene Ontology annotation, cellular component: chromosome. The transcript is spliced from 4 exons.